Penicillium diatomitis is the source of this 1542-nucleotide messenger RNA. Its product is annotated as putative ZIP family zinc transporter. Gene Ontology annotation, biological process: zinc ion transmembrane transport. Gene Ontology annotation, molecular function: zinc ion transmembrane transporter activity. The record is from RefSeq and is a predicted model, not a curated record. The transcript is spliced from 2 exons. Bases 1 to 1542 code for a protein of 513 amino acids. Gene Ontology annotation, cellular component: plasma membrane. Lineage: Eukaryota; Fungi; Ascomycota; Eurotiomycetes; Eurotiales; Aspergillaceae.
AUGCAGAAUGCCCACACGUGGCAGGACACAGGCCUAGGGUCAAUAGACCUCAAGCGAGCUCUCUCUGCUAUAUCCGACAUCCCUGAAUCAUUAUUGCGGGCAGAGCUGCAGCGACGGAAUGACAUUCGAUCCUCAGAUCCGACCAACGGGGCUUCCACCUGUGGCUCAGGGAAGCGAGGCGAUUAUAAUACCGGUCUCCAUGUCAUGGCCCUAUUCUUAAUCCUGGGAUUGAGUACAUUCGGUGAGUCGCAGCCUAGACCUCAACGGGGAUGCCCUGACCGUUCCGGACUCCUCCUCAAAUGCUCCUUUACUGUUUCAAAACGCAUGCUAACGUAUGUUAUCUAUAAUCUUGCAGCUUGCUCAUUCCCCGUCCUUGCACGCCGGUUUCCUGGUCUUCCAAUUCCGCGUCGGUUCCUUUUCAUUUCGAGGCACUUUGGCACGGGCGUUUUGAUUGCGACAGCCUUCGUCCAUCUCCUUCCUACUGCGUUUGUCUCAUUGACCGAUCCGUGUCUGCCGCGAUUUUGGAGCCGGACAUAUCGCGCUAUGGCGGGCUUUGUGGCCAUGGUCUCCGUGUUUGCGGUGGUAUUGGUAGAGAUGUUCUUCGCAAUGAAAGGCGCGGGCCAUGUGCACGGAACGGAUUAUGAUACGCUGAUGGGGGAUAACAACGGCCGCGAUUCAAUGGAUGACUUUCAGAAUAACGAGUCCAGCUAUGGACACUUGGGAGCCAGGAGUCCAUCGGGCAAUGUGUUCAUGGAAAGUCUUCGGCAGAGCGAUGAUCGCGGCGGUGCUGAAAGGACUUCGGGCUCUUCACACGAACUGUUUCGCUCCUCUUUGAGUGCUGCGCGGCCUAAACCUAAAAGGGAGCAAAUUGAUGACGACGAGGAUCUAGAUGAUGACAUCGAGGGUCUUGAUCCCUACGCCGACGACAUCCCAAUCAAUGGCCAAGCACAACAAUCCAUGAACUCUCGCAACCGUCACCACACAUCAGGGGGCGACCUUACUUUCCAAACCCACGAUGAGAUGGGCUCACCGCUGCAAAACCCCCAGCGCCAGCUCUUACAAUGUCUACUCCUCGAAGCAGGCAUUCUGUUCCACAGUAUCUUCAUCGGAAUGGCCCUCAGUGUCGCCACAGGCACAUCAUUCGUGGUCCUUCUCAUCGCUAUCAGCUUCCACCAGACCUUCGAAGGCUUUGCGCUAGGCUCACGUAUCGCUGGACUCAUCCCCGACCUCUUCUCACCCUCAUCUCCAAAACCGUGGCUCAUGUGCCUGGCCUACGGAACAACCACCCCAAUCGGCCAGGCCAUCGGACUAGUCCUACACAAUCUUUACGACCCUGCUAGUGCGACGGGCCUGCUGAUGGUGGGAAUCACCAAUGCAAUUAGUAGCGGGUUACUGCUUUUUGCCGGGCUGGUCGAGUUGUUGGCGGAGGACUUUUUGAGCGAGUCGAGCUAUGCUACCUUGAAGGGCAGGAGGCGUGUCGAGGCUUGUAUUUCGGUCGCUUGUGGGGCGCUUCUUAUGGCCUUUGUGGGCGCAUUUGCAUGA